GGAUCACACACAGACACAGAGCACACACACAGUUGUGGUGACAGUGAUAUAGUAUCCUACAUGCCGAACUGUAGUGUUUCUGUAGCCCCUGUGCUACUUAGUGCACGUAUAUAGGAAGAAGUGGCAUAUUUGGGACUGAACCUAGGUGUGCGCUGGGUGUGUCUUCCUCCACUCAUCAAAGUGACACAUCAUGACCGAACUUGGUUCCUGGCUGUGACUUGAGAGAUACAGACGGUUUACAAUGGACUUGUACAAUUCGUGGUUGAUUUUGUUUCUUCUGGCAGAGACCUGUGUCUGUUCUGGUGCCCAGCUUGUGAUGCCAGAAGCGGUGAGCGGCGUGAGGGGCAAAAGCGUGAAUUUCACGGCAUCAGGUCCUCCUUCGGCUGAGGUCCAGACGGUGACGUGGUCGUUCAUCCCCAAACCCGGUACCACUGUUCCCGUGUACACGGCCACGAAGGAGAACGAGAAGGUGUCCAGCGCCUACAGCGGCCGCGUGAACUACUACAGGAGCACGUACACGCUCCAGCUCAACUCGCUCAGGGCCGAGGACAGCGGGACCUACACCCUGACCAUCGUCGACUCCAACCUGGACCAGCUGGUGGACCAGACUGUGCUCGUGGUGCUGGAGCCUGUGGCGGAUGUGAGUAUCAACUCCAACCUCCCUGAAGCAGUGGAAUUCAACAGCACUGUAAUUCUCACCUGCGCCGCAAAAGGGUCUUCUCUCUCGUACAGUUGGCUGAACAACUCCGCUGCCGUGGUGGUGGAUGGGAAGCAUAUAGUGCAGAACGGCAGCCAGCUCAUCAUUAAUGAAGUUUUUCGUACAGAUCUGAUAGGGCCAAUCUCCUGCACAGCCAAGAACCAACUGGAAUCUUCAACUAGUGCCCCUUUCAACCUCACCGUCAACUAUGGCCCUGAGCUUGUCAGGAAAACACAAGAGCCUACAGCUGAAGUCCUGAAGAAGGGAUCCAACCUGACACUGUCAUGCUCGGCUCAGUCCAGCCCUGCUGCUGAAUUCAUAUGGCUUUUUAAUGAAGCCAGACUUCCCCAGAAGACUGCUACGGUAGUUCUCUCAAACCUGGGAGAGGAGCACAGUGGCAACUACAGCUGCAUGGCCUACAACAGCAAGACCCAACGCUAUGUCACUUCAGAUGUCACCAAAUUGUCUGUCCUAGAAGCUAUUUCAGGCACGAAAAUCAGUGCCCCUACUUUGCGUCUUAUUGCUGGUAACAGCACAGUGAACCUUACAUGCACAUCCAGUGUGGGGAAAGCAGACAGCGUGCAGUGGCAAAAGGAUGGCAAACCUCUGGAUAAUACCAAUCGCAUCAUCUUCACCACGGACAAGAGCACUCUCACCAUCCUCACUGUACAGAAGGAGGACGCUGGAGAGUACAAAUGCCAGCUGAAGAAUAAAAUCAGCAGUGGAGACAACAAUUACACGCUGACAAUCAACUAUGGGCCAGAGAAUGUGGCAAUAAAGGGAUUAAAACAGGCCGAGGUGGGCCAGCUUGUGAAGAUUAAUUGCUCCUUUGCCUCAGUCCCAGCUCCCACAUUUGUGUGGAAGUUCAAUGACACGGUUCUGCGCGGCGAGGAAGGAGAAUGCUUGACAAUCUCGGAUUUUGAAUACAAAAAGAGUGGUAUAUAUACUUGUGAAGCAUCCAAUUCCAUCACCGGACUCAAACAGACUGCCACCCACUAUCUCAUGGUGAAGGAAGCAGGAGAGCAGGAACCGAAUGGCCUGCCUAGUGGAGCAAUCGCUGGAAUUGUCAUAGCCGUUCUAGUGCUCUUGGCAAUCAUUAUCGGUGUCUUCAUCCACAAGAGGCGGAAGAUUUCAGAUAUUCCAUCACCAUAUUAAAGGAAAGAAAAUCUCAAGAAGAACACCUGGAUGUGCUAGAACAAUUCUUCAGCCAUUUUGUCUUUUUUACCCACAAGAUGAUUCCGUGGGGCAGCUGGAAGAACUGCCCUCAUUAGUGGAACACACCUGUAGGGCUGGCCCUCUCUCUCCCCCACACUGUGUUUCGACCUCAAUCCAUAGAGAUUGUUUUCUCUUCUAGGAAUUCCCAUCUCUUCUCCACCUGCCCACUCAGUUUCUCUCUGGUGGCCCAGGAAAACCCCACACUGAAAUUUGCUCUUCUUCCCACUAUAUUUUGACCACAGUGUCCUUUACCUUUCACUGAAGAGAAAAUGUACACUGUUUUAAUUCAUUCAAUCUAUCUAGAUACAACAGAUUAUGAUGGAAUAACAUCAUCCACCUCAUCUGUAAUGAUUCUGGAGAAAUUUCUCAGUCUCAAGCUUAGAAGGCAACAUAAAAUGCCCAGAAGCACCAGAAUAUUCCAUUGCUGGCAGAAGCUGAGAACACAGAGCUUAGUGUCGAGGUCAGCUCUGGUUAACUCUGUUCUCAAUUGAAUUCUUUCCACUUGUGGUCUUUUUAAUAUGAUGUAUGUCUAGAUUUGAAGUAUAAACAGGGGUGAGUAAAAGAUGGAAAAUAUGAGAUUUUUGUUUGUAUUGACUAGGGGUUGCACGACUACUAAUUUCUACAAUGACUACAGUGCUUUUUAGGCUACAUUACUAACAAUCAAGUAAAUAAGUCAAUGCAAUAAAUGCGCAAAAUAAUAAAUAUGUGUAUUAUAUUGCACUAUUUAAGGAUAUAUCUUAAUAGCUAAAUCAUUCUUAAAAUGCACCCUUGUGGACAAAAUGGUGGCACAGAUGAAAUCUGAGAGCGCAGCAUGGCACUGAAACUCCCUAUAGUUUAAUGAUGAUAAAAUCCUAGCUUAAUGAUGGAUGGAGGUCUACAGCAGCAUGGGACGUUAUAACGUUCAACUCUCUGUAGGACAGCCAAAGCCAGAACCUGGUUUUUUUUUUGUUUUUUUUUUUGAGAUUUAGAUAAAUGUUGGAUUUGGAAACAAUCAGAGCAGGCUAGUCUUAUGAAUGAUCUGUUUUUCCAAAUGCAUCUUGAUGACGUAGCGCUACCUCAACCACGCAGUAAAAGCCUUAAAUUAGCAGUGAGCAAAGCGCAAAAACGUUGAUCUUCUAAACCCCUCUCCACCCUCCACUGCAGGCAAAGCGAUAUCAAAGUGUUAAUGGUCCAUUAAAGCAAAAGUGCAGUUGACUGCAGAACUGACUUUUCACUUAGUCAUCUAUUCUGACAACAAAGGAAUUUUACCUGCUUUCUUUACCGUCUCCUGCGCUGGUUUUUUCUACCACCCGACUAGUCGACCUCCCGCAGCAGCGACUAGUGAAUGUAUUAAUCGACUAGUCUGUGCAGCCCCUAGUACCAACAUUCAGCUUUGGAGAGAAGCUUUUACUCUGGUCCAGAAAGAUUUGUUUUGAUUUUGUUUUGCAAUAAGCACACCAAAUAGUUCUGAUUUCUGUUAAACAGUUUUCAGUGUUACAUCUGCCAGGUUGAAAACUAAACCCACGGAAUAUUUUUGUUAGCUUAAUUGUUCUUAGGUUUAGGUCAUGUGCCAUGUUUGGUUUCUUUGUUUUUAAAACAAAUGCACAAGGGUAAGACGUUAUCUUGGCAGUGAGUUUGAACUGUGGACACUAAACACUGUGUGUGUGUUUGUCUAUGUGUCUCUGUGUGCUUUUUCCAUUGAGAAUGAGCAGAUGGUGUUCUUGACAGACCUGCUUUCUGUUCUGACAAUCAUACUCACAUAUGUUGAUUAUUCCAGGUUUUUAAGUUAAAUCCUAAUUUUCUUUCGUUUUUUUUUCUAGCAGUGAUGUUUUAUGUGCUGAUGAUGUUGAAUCCGAGGGCCUUUUAAUUGCCCGCUGCUGGUGUAUAGAGUGACACAACUUCAUGCGUGACCUUUACAGUUAUUUUUUUUCCCAUACCAAAGGAUAAGUUUGAUUUGAUAAUUUUGGUUGUAAUUAGAAAUUAAAAAUUGGGUAAAAAUAAAAAAUUUCUAAAGUGUUAAAUGUUUCUAUGUAAAUUUGGAAAAUAAAUAAACUAAUUAAUGAUAAAGUUAA
Pangasianodon hypophthalmus (striped catfish) is the source of this 3963-nucleotide messenger RNA. RefSeq names its product carcinoembryonic antigen-related cell adhesion molecule 1. Bases 242 to 1852 code for a protein of 536 amino acids. Lineage: Eukaryota; Metazoa; Chordata; Actinopteri; Siluriformes; Pangasiidae. The transcript has 9 exons. The record is from RefSeq and is a predicted model, not a curated record.